AUCUGAUUUUUGUAUUUAGGAGAGAGACAAAAACAAUAACUAAAUUACAAUUAUAAAGGAAAAAUCAUAAUCCACUUUUGGUCCCUCUUCUUCUUUUACUCAUUUCCUUUCUUUCUCUUUUUAUAAAACCCCCUCUCUUCCUUUUUUUUAAUUUAAUCUUCAAUUCUUCGCACUUCUGCUCCACUUAGCUCAAAGAACACUCCUUUUGUUUUUCAUAUUGCGAAUUCAGCAAAACCCAGUUUCUAUUUUGAUCUUUAAAGUUGAAGAAAUAUUAUUUUUUUUCUCGAGGAAAAUUAAAAAUCCAGCCUUUUCUGUGUUCAGAAAAGCUCUGAAAUCAGAAAUUACUACUUGGGUGUUUCUUGGUUCUUUUACCCUGUACUUGUAUACUUCUGGGGUGAAAAAAGUUCCAUUUUUUGGGCAAAAUUUGAUCUUUAGAGGGUAAAUUUUGUAGCAGGAAUAUGAUUGUUUUAUAACAGGAAAAAAGAUUGUAAUUUGAGAAAGAGAAAAAAAGAUUUCUCUGAUUUCUGGGAAAGUUUAGAAGGAAAAAAAAUGGGGUUGGAAGUUGGAGAGUCAUUUGUUAAGAAGACACUCAGGAAAUUAUGUUUGAGCCAUGGUUGGUCUUAUGGUGUUUUUUGGCGUUUUGAUCCACGGAAUCAUAUGUUGUUAACUGUAGAAGAUGCUUACUAUGAGAAUCAUGUUGCAACUGUAAUGGAUAAUAUGCUUCUGCAAGUCCACAUGCUUGGUGAAGGAUUAAUCGGUGAAGCCGCUCUGGAUGGGAGACAUAGAUGGAUGUUUGUAAAUCCUUCAACAGUAAAUUACAACCUAAAUCUCCAGUUUUCAUCUGGGAUUAAGACUGUUGCAGUAAUCCCAGUCGAUUUGCGAGGCGUGGUACAAUUCGGGUCCACGAAAGAGAUUUUUGAAACACCUGAGAUGUUGGAUCAAGCAAGGAAGUGUCUUCUUCAAGACAAUGAUUCUUUUUCCGGGGUAGCAGGAAGUCAUCCUUUGUUGUCCAAUUCCGAUACCGGGGGCCCGAACGGGCUGUUUCCUUCCUUGUCUACAUCUUGGGAAACCGGCAUAGAAGACUGUUCGUUGUUUGAUUCGUUACAGUUUCCUGGAGAAUUGUACGGGAUCGAGCAGUUUGAGCCCGUUCAUCUUCUACCACCAGUAUCAUUGCCUGAUACAUCUCAAUCAGAUGAUCUUUCACAGUGGCUUGCAGAUUCAUCAAAGCUUUGUGUUACUGGGUUAGAUCUAGAAGCCAUGCUUUCUGAUGACAUCCCAUCAAAUAACCAAGGAAAACAACCAGCUUCCUCGUCACAAAACUCAUUAACUAACGCGUUUGAUUUUGGCUAUGGCGAGUUGGGUGAUGUGGUUAAUGCUGUUGAAGAUAAUAAAAUCAACACCUUGUCGGGCCAUGGCCCGAAAAAAGGGUUGUUCUCUGAGUUGGGUUUGGACCAUCUUUUGACAAAUGGUUGUUCUAGUGGAAGUUCUUCUAUAGAAGAUCAAUGGCAGUCAUCCAAAAAGAGGAAAACCGAACCCUAUCAAACCACGGUCAAUAAUAAUAACCAAAUGCAGCAAAGUUUCCAAUCUUGGGGAGUAAAAGUGAUGCAACCUACAAGUACUGGUGUACAAAUGCAGGAUUUCGGGUCAUUAAAAGAAUGUAUGGCGAAAUCACAAGGAAGGUUGUGGAUUGAUGAAAGCUAUAGUGGUGGGGAUGCUAAGAGCUGCAUCAGUGGUGCUAAUAUACCAAGUAAGCCCGAAGAACCUCCAAAGGCCACUAAGAAAAGAGCCAGGCCCGGUGAAAGUACCCGUCCAAGGCCCAAAGAUCGACAAUUGAUUGCUGAUCGUAUUAAAGACUUGAGAGAUCUUAUCCCUAAUGGUGCAAAGCUAAGCAUUGAUGCGUUGCUAAAUCGCACCAUUAAACACAUGCUUUUCUUGCAAAACUUGAACAAGCAUGCAGACAAACUCAAACAAGUUGAUGAACCUAAAUUGAUGAUUGGCCAAGAAAAUGGCUUAAUUCAGAAAGCUAUUUCAACCUCAGGAUCUUCGGGUGGUAGGCGUAAUGCUACUUGGGCAUACGAAGUUGGAGGAUCGAACCUUCUUUGUCCAAUUAUAGUAGAGGAUCUUAAUGAACCAGGUCAAAUGCUCAUUGAGAUGCUCUGUGAAGAACGAGGAUACUUCCUAGAGAUAGUUGAUGUAGUUCGCGGCUUUGGCUUAACCAUACUCAAAGGAAUCAUGGAAACGAGAAACGACAAAAUAUGGGCACACUUCAUUGUUGAGGGAAACAAGCAUAUAACGAGAAUGGAUGUAUUCGUGUCCCUAAUGCAGCUAUUGCAAGGCACAAACACGAGUGAAGUACGAAGCACAACGUGUGAGGCGGCUAACAUAGUCACCAACGCAGCUCCAUUAUGGUGCGAUUUCCAGCAACAUGUGGUGCCACUUCCCAUUUAAGCAUAAUGACAAACACUAAAAGGGAAUUCAAGUUGCUUAGUAUUUGGUUAAUGUAUAGAGAUCUAGGAAUUUAACCCAAGUGCACAAUCAGCACGAAGAGGAGUAAUCAACAAAGUGUAAUCAACCUGUUUAUAUCGAUCCUCGGGCUUAUUGCAGUUGUAGCUUAAUUUAGCUUGUUGUUAUAUAGUGUUAGAAAUUUAAUUAGUUGGUAUACUUAGGCCUGACCCUUGAGGCUCUUCUUUGUUUUGCCUCAAUUUUUUUCGUAAUCUUUCUUGUGGCUAUUUUGGUAAGUAAAUGGAAGAUGAUUAAUCUCUUUCUUUAUUCUCAA
Molecule: messenger RNA, 2776 nt
Organism: Spinacia oleracea (spinach)
Lineage: Eukaryota; Viridiplantae; Streptophyta; Magnoliopsida; Caryophyllales; Amaranthaceae
Product: transcription factor bHLH157
Exons: 9
Coding region: 550-2448 (632 amino acids)
Biological process (GO): regulation of DNA-templated transcription
Molecular function (GO): DNA-binding transcription factor activity; protein dimerization activity
Source: RefSeq, a predicted model, not a curated record